Cornus florida is the source of this 1361-nucleotide messenger RNA. RefSeq names its product transcription initiation factor IIB-2. The transcript has 7 exons. The record is from RefSeq and is a predicted model, not a curated record. The coding region runs from base 224 to 1159 and encodes 311 amino acids. Gene Ontology annotation, cellular component: transcription preinitiation complex; nucleus. Gene Ontology annotation, molecular function: TBP-class protein binding. Gene Ontology annotation, biological process: DNA-templated transcription initiation; transcription preinitiation complex assembly. NCBI's taxonomy places the organism in Eukaryota, Viridiplantae, Streptophyta, Magnoliopsida, Cornales, Cornaceae.
UAAAACUCAAUUCCUUUUUCUUUCCUUCCUUCAUCAAAUCAGAGAGAUUGGAGAAGGGGAAAAAACGAAAACCAGACCAAAGCUAAAAAAGAAAACACGAACAAACCCUCUCCGAUCCUCUGAAACCAAACCCAUCGUAAUCUUCCCAACACAACCCCACUUGCAAGUAUAUUCUCUCACCGAUCCCGGAGUUAUCUUCCUUUUCCGGUCAGGGAAUACCGCCAUGGACGCGUACUGCUCGGACUGCAAGCGGAGCACGGAGGUGGUGUUCGAUCACUCGGCCGGAGACACUGUCUGCUCCGAGUGUGGUCUCGUCCUCGAGUCGCACUCCAUCGACGAGACCUCUGAAUGGAGAACCUUCGCCAACGAGUCCGGCGACAACGACCCGGUCCGUGUCGGAGGACCCACAAACCCUCUUCUCACCGACGGUGGCCUAUCCACCGUCAUAUCGAAGCCCAAUGGUGUCACCAGCGAUUUUCUCUCCUCGUCGUUGGGUCGCUGGCAGAAUCGCGGCUCCAAUCCGGAUCGAUCUCUUAUUUUGGCAUUCAAGACCAUCGCCACCAUGUCUGAUAGGUUGGGCCUUGUUGCGACCAUAAAGGACCGGGCUAAUGAGAUAUACAAGAAGGUUGAAGAUCAAAAAUCUAGUAGAGGAAGAAACCAGGAUGCCUUACUGGCUGCAUGCCUGUACAUUGCUUGUCGACAAGAAGACAAGCCGCGUACUGUAAAGGAAAUUUGCUCUGUUGCCAAUGGAGCGACAAAGAAGGAAAUUGGCCGAGCAAAAGAAUAUAUAGUGAAACAGCUAGAGCUUGAGAUGGGUCAAUCGGUGGAGAUGGGAACUAUACAUGCUGGGGAUUUUAUGAGGCGCUUUUGUUCGAAUCUUGGUAUGACCAACCAGGCAGUUAAAGCUGCCCAGGAAGCGGUCCAGAAGUCAGAAGAGUAUGAUAUAAGGAGAAGUCCAAUAUCAAUUGCAGCAGCUGUAAUUUAUAUUAUAACUCAGCUUUCAGAUGAAAAGAAGCCCCUCAAAGAUGUUUCACUUGCAACUGGAGUUGCAGAAGGAACAAUCAGAAAUUCUUACAAGGAUCUUUAUCCCCAUAUUUCAAAGAUAAUUCCAAGCUGGUAUGCGAAGGAGGAGGACCUCAAGAACCUCUGCAGCCCUUGAAUUAUUGAGCAAACAAAAGCGGAAAAUUUCAUUUUUAAAUUGGUUUGGGAGCGUUUUGUUUUGGGUGUGGCAAUGAAGGACAUACAAACAAGUCACAGUUCUUUCCCCAUACGGCUAAGUAUAAAUUGAAUCAUGGAUUCUGCUUGCACUGGCAGCAAAGUUUUAACAUCAAUUUUUAAUUUAAGAGCUGAAGUUGUAAAAA